AACGAAGAAGAAGAUAAGCAGAAGAAGAAGAAAUAAUAGUCAGCUGACAUAAAAUACACAAUUUAGCGGCACCUAGAAAAUAUAAUAGAAGAGAAUAAAUAAGGUCUCUGCGCUUAAAUUAAAGCUGUGACAGAAUGAAAGGUUUAUACUGCCGAGCUGGUUUGAGUGAUGCUGAGCCCAAGUUCGUUAUUCAGGAGGCGAGUCUUCCAGAUGUUAUAGGCACCCAUCAGGUCAGAAUUCAGGUAAAGGCGUGCGGACUCAGCCCUCUGGACCUCAAGUUGCUCAGCGAUGUGGGGAUACAGAGAGAUUUAAUUCCUGUUGGGAGAGAGGUGACCGGGUUCGUCAUGCAAGUGGGCCCCAAGGUCUCCUCCUUCCAUCCUGAAGACCAGGUUGUUGGUAUACUUCCCCUGGACUCUCCCUUCUCUGGACUCUGUGAUGUCAUUGAUGUAGAUGAACACUAUUUAGUUCAGAAGCCAGAGAAGCUCAGCUCAGUGUGUGCUGUGGGAGCAUUACGUGACGGCCUCUGUGCUUACACUGCUCUACACACACACGCUCGCAUGGCAGCUGGACACACACUCCUGGUCAUGGAUGGAGCCAGUCCUUUUGGCCUUAUGUGCAUCCAGUUGGCUUGUUACCACGGAGUGAAGGUUCUCACAACCUCACACUCACCACAGAAACACACUUUCUUGCAGCAGCUCCGGCCAAGUAUAGAUGUUCAGGAUCCUUUAGUAGCCAGGGUCAUUCCAGUGGAUAACGGCUCAUCAGACCUGCUGCCAGUGGUUAUGGAGGAGACAGGGGGACUGGGAGUGGAUAUAGUCAUAGAUUCUGGAGUGCGUCUGCAGGAAGAGGAGGAGUCUGAGGAGGCAAAGCUCCUCCCACAUAAACAUGACAUCAUCAGUGUGCUGGGGGUCGGGGGGCACUGGGUCACAUCCCACCAAGACCUGCAAUUGGAUCCUCCAGAUUGCAGAUUAUUGUUUUUAAAAUCAGCCUCUGUGUCUUUCCUCAACCCUGAAGUGUGGACAGCUUCAUCAGCUCAGCAAGGAAGAUACCUUCAUAUUCUGAAGGAUGUUGUGGAAAAGAUGUCAGCUGGAGUGCUCAGACCUGAGCCCGAAGAGGCGGUACCUCGCUACGAAGCCACAGUUGCCAUGGAGACUGUCCAGCUUCACCAGAAGAAAAAGGCUGUUGUCCAACUUUGAUCAAAAUAACCACACUCCGUUGGGAUGCUCACACAGCCUGCAUCUGAGGAACACAUGGGGUGUGUCCGAAAUCACUCCCUACUCACUGUAGAAUCCACUGUAGUGUGUGUUCGCCAUAUUGUAGUGGUGUCCGAACACUAAGUGUGUAAAUCUAUCCGCUGCAUAGUGCACUGAAAAAUUCCACAAUGGAACGUAUAAAAGUAGUGCACGUGCCAUGUACACUACCUUCUGCUAACAAUCCCACAAUGCAAUGCUUUUAUUAGAUGAGAAAUUAUCGUCACACGGCUCUACAGCUGUUAGUGAUGACACAAAUGCUGAUAAGUGUGUGAAAUCUUAAUUUUCUGUUCACUACUGGUUGAACUACUUGGUGUACAUUACGUAGGGAGCAGCGAACGAGUGAGGUGGGAGUGACUUCAGACACAGCGAUGAACCUACCGCCUUUCCAUUACUGGACAAACACUGAAAAACUAAAAAAAAACUGAUAGCGAGUUUCUUAUAAGGAGUUGCUUUUGUUUUUAAUACAGUUUGAUGUAAUUCAUCCACAUUACAAUAUAAACAGAAGCUGCAAUUUAUGCUGCUGCCAUAAAAA
Monopterus albus (swamp eel) is the source of this 1785-nucleotide messenger RNA. It is a transcript of the gene cryzl1, whose product is annotated as crystallin, zeta (quinone reductase)-like 1. The coding region runs from base 135 to 1196 and encodes 353 amino acids. Lineage: Eukaryota; Metazoa; Chordata; Actinopteri; Synbranchiformes; Synbranchidae. The record is from RefSeq and is a predicted model, not a curated record. Gene Ontology annotation, molecular function: oxidoreductase activity. The transcript is spliced from 13 exons.